Salvelinus fontinalis (brook trout) is the source of this 1626-nucleotide messenger RNA. RefSeq names its product monocyte to macrophage differentiation factor 2-like. The coding region runs from base 83 to 784 and encodes 233 amino acids. The transcript is spliced from 7 exons. Gene Ontology annotation, molecular function: pore-forming activity. The record is from RefSeq and is a predicted model, not a curated record. NCBI's taxonomy places the organism in Eukaryota, Metazoa, Chordata, Actinopteri, Salmoniformes, Salmonidae. Gene Ontology annotation, cellular component: membrane.
CACGGGGAAAUCCGUUGCGGCCUCGCUAGUUGAGAACAGUAACGGGGGCGAGUGAAACAGAUGAAUACAUGUUGUCACCGGAAUGGACUUUAAGAAGAGCCGAUAUGGAAGGUUCAUGAAUGGCAGAGUUCCAUCCAGUAGGAGAUACCAGCCUACAGACUACGAACACGCUGCCAACUGUGCCACACAUGGACUCUGGAUCAUCCCCAGCCUGGUGGGCGGGUCUGUACUCUACUUCCUGUCUGUGGACCAAUGGCAGGCUGCUGCUGCCUGGUUGUACGGGGCGGGGCUUAGUGGUCUAUUCAUCUCCUCCACUCUGUUUCACACCGUGGCCUGGAAGAUCAGACACCUCCGUAAAGUGGAGCAGCGUUUCCACAUGGGUGACAGAAUGGCCAUCUACUUCUUCAUCGCUGCUUCCUACACCCCCUGGUUAAUGCUGAGGGAGUUGGGUCCAUGGUCGUGUCACAUGCGGUGGAUAAUCUGGGUCAUGGCAGUUAUCGGCUCCACGUACGUCUUCUACUUCCACGAGAGGUAUAAACUGGUGGAGUUACUAGGAUACGUGGCCAUGGGGGCGGGGCCUGCACUGGUCAUCCUGUCCAUGGCGGACAGGGCAGGUUUGUGUGAGCUGGCGGUGGGCGGGGUUUUCUACGUAGUGGGUGUGGCCUUCUUUAAGAGCGAUGGAGUCGUCCCAUUCGCUCACGCCAUCUGGCACCUGUUCGUUGCCAUGGGAGCAGCUACACACUACUACGCUAUCUGGAGACACCUGUACACACCUGGACACUGAGACACACACCUACCGUGGUGCUAGCUAAACAGUGAUCUGGUCUGACAUUACAUAGUGACAUUACCACAACCAACUGUUACAAUUAUUAGUAGUAGUAAAAGUACCACAGUUACUAACAUGCUGGAAACAGGCUUUGAUUAAAUAAUGCCUGUAUGUUCCACACCAGAAGGAUCUCUCUCUGUCCAAUUAGAGACAGGAAUCAAUGAACUAUUAGAAGGAUCUCUCUCUCUGUCCAAUUAGAGACAGGAAUCAAUGAACUACCAGAAGGAUCUCUCUCUGUCCAAUUAGAGACAGGAAUCAAUGAACUACCAGAAGGAUCUCUCUCUGUCCAAUUAGAGACAGGAAUCAAUGAACUACCAGAAGGAUCUCUCUCUGUCCAAUUAGAGACAGGAAUCAAUGAACUACCAGAAGGAUCUCUCUGUCCAAUUAGAGACAGGAAUCAAUGAACUACCAGAAGGAUCUCUCUGUCCAAUUAGAGACAGGAAUCAAUGAACUACCAGAAGGAUCUCUCUCUCUGUCCAAUUAGAGACAGGAAUCAAUGAACUACCAGAAGGAUCUCUCUCUGUCCAAUUAGAGACAGGAACCAAUGAACUACCAGAAGGAUCUCUCUCUCUGUCCAAUUAGAGACAGGAAUCAAUGAACUACCAGAAGGAUCUCUCUCUGUCCAAUUAGAGACAGGAAUCAAUGAACUACCAGAAGGAUCUCUCUCUGUCCAAUUAGAGACAGGAACCAAUGAACUACCAGAAGGAUCUCUCUCUCUGUCCAAUUAGAGACAGGAACCAAUGAACUACCAGAAGGAUCUCUCUCUCUGUCCAAUUAGAGACAGGAAUCAAUGAACUACC